CUAAUAAGUAAUAAAUAAAUAAGGUUUAUUUUGUAAAUAUAUAUAUAUAUAUAAAUAUAUUUUUUUAAAAAAAGUAUUAAUACGCGGGUCGCGGGUUGCGGUUCGGGUAGGGUCAGAACCGCAACCCGGCCAGAACCCGAACCCGAUUUUUGGCAGAAUAUUUGACCCGCACCCGCCCACCUACCUACAUCGAAGCUGCCCAAAAGGGUGCGGGUAGGGUAGGGUCGGGCGGUUUGUGCCGGUGGGUGGGUUCUAUGCCCAGCCCUAUCAUCAUGCAUAGGCCAGUACUGAGUUAAUUGUGUGUCAACCAGAGUUUUAAAAGGCUGACAGAGUUUUAUGAAAUGUUGCACCGGUUGUGUGUCACGGUGAGGCAGGUCACGGAAGAGACUGCUGGGGUUGUGGAGCGUUGGUUUGAGUUUGAAAGGGCUGCAGAGGUUGGGGAGGUGAAUUGGGAUGUGGGUAAGGUGAGGGAAGAGGUUGUGAAGGGAGGAGGGGGUGGCAUGGACAAGGGUGGCUCGGAAAUGGGAAUUGGAGAGUUACGAGGAUGCAAAUGGAUGAAAUGGGUGUGUGCCUAUCGUGUGGAGAGAAGCUUGUUAGCAUUGAUAUUGAUCCUAAAGAGACUGAAAACUUCACUGCUUCAUUGACCAAUUUGGUACGCCAAAGAGAGGUUGAGGCUGAUUUUAUGCAGUUUCAGGGGUGGGGUUUGAGACAGCAGUCUGCUACUAAUGGCUGCCAAGUUAUAGAUGGUGCAAAUGUGGGGCUUAUUAAUAGGCAUAAUUUCAACUUUUCCCAGCUUAAUUCUAUUGUAAAUCAGUUACAUCAAAUGAGGCCGUCAAAGAGAUUACUACUUCUUGUUUUGCAUAAAAGUCAUGUUACUGGUGGUCCAGCGCAGAGUCAUAACAACAAGAAGCUGUUAGAGAAUUGGAAAAGGUCUGGUGCACUUUAUGCUACUCCUGCCGGUUCAAAUGAUGAUUGGAGAUGAAGAGUCGGUGUGAUGAGAAAAUGUCCGACUUUAUCUUUUCUAAGACUAGAACAGUCUCUACAAAUAGUAAAUUUAUUCAUAUGGUGCUAGCGGUCACUUAAUUAAUUUGUGUUUUCAUUUUUCAAGUCA
Camellia sinensis is the source of this 1111-nucleotide messenger RNA. The record is from RefSeq and is a predicted model, not a curated record. Lineage: Eukaryota; Viridiplantae; Streptophyta; Magnoliopsida; Ericales; Theaceae.